Anoplopoma fimbria (sablefish) is the source of this 2915-nucleotide messenger RNA. It is a transcript of the gene nup42, whose product is annotated as nucleoporin 42. Lineage: Eukaryota; Metazoa; Chordata; Actinopteri; Perciformes; Anoplopomatidae. Bases 58 to 1524 code for a protein of 488 amino acids. The record is from RefSeq and is a predicted model, not a curated record. Gene Ontology annotation, cellular component: nuclear envelope. The transcript has 9 exons. Gene Ontology annotation, molecular function: nuclear export signal receptor activity; metal ion binding.
UCGACAACACUGGGCGCUCAGAGAAGAGGCGCUGCGUUUGACCAGCACGCUGCAGACAUGCCAGUGUGCAACUUCUUCCUCCAGGGACGUUGUCGUUACGGUGAUAAAUGCUGGAAUGAGCACCCGAGUGGAGGAAGCAGAGGAGGAGGUGGAGGAGGAGGAGGAGGAGGAGGAGGAGGAGGACGAUACAACAACAACAGCUACAACUCUUCCUCUCAGCAGCAGCCUAGAGGAGGAGGAGGAGGAGGCUUCGGAAACCGAGUUUGGGUGAAUCCUUCCCAGCAAAAAGGAGGCUAUAUCCAGCCUUCAUCUUUCUCCUCUCAUGGAACUGAGGAAUGGGGAGGAGGAGGAGGAGGAGGAGGAGGAGGAGGGAAUGACUGGGGCCGAGGAGGAGGUGGUGGUGGUGGAGGGACUGACUGGGGUCGAGGAGGAGGAGGAGGAGGAGGUGGUGGUGGGACUGACUGGGGUCGAGGAGGAGGGGGGAGAAGAGACAAUGUGAGCUUCUCUGCUCAAAACAGAUUUUCAGCGCUUGAUACGACCAAUACUUUUGAAAAAGGAGGAAGAGUCGGAGGGGGAGAACAGCAGGUGACAGCCGGGGAGGAAGAUGAUGACAAAAAACUGGAGAUCAUCCAGAUGGACAUGGAUAUCUGGGAGAGUUCGGGGCAGUGGGGCUUUUCGUGUUAUUCUAGCUUCAAGACAUCUUUAUCUGGUUUCACUGAUCUCUCUCCAGAAGAGCUCAGGCUGGAGUAUUACUCCACAAGAGCUUCAGGAGAUCUGCAGGGUUAUGUUAAUGGUAUCAAUCAGUUGCUCAACCAGUGGAGAAGCAGAGUCCAGGAACUGAAGCUUAUGAAUCCAGCCACCCGUGCUGCUCUGCUCGCAGAGAUAAACAACCCAGCACCUCAAGCACCUUCAAGUGGCUUUGGUUCUGUAUUUGGAUCUGCUACAUCCAGCUUGGAAAGCAAAGGCUUUGGGGCUCCACCACCAGCCGCGGCCGACGCUUUCAGCUUUGCUGCUCCAACCAGUGGAUUUGGUUCCUCGGCAGCUCCAACCAGUGGAUUUGGUUCCUCGGCAGCUCCAACCAGUGGAUUUGGUUCCUCGGCAGCUCCAUCGUCCUCCGCUGGUUUUGGCAGUGCCUUAGCGGCUCCUACACAACCUCCCUCCGGGUUUGGUUCCUCCACUGCAGCCUCCUCAGCUGUGAAUGCUUCUUCUUUCUCCUUUGCUGCUCCGACCGCCGACAAGCCAGCAGCCCCUUCAGGAUUUGGCUCUGCCUCAGGGUUCAAUUUCAACUCCACACCGAACACCGGUGGAGGAUUUGGGAGUGGUUUUGGACAGACAAGUGGUGGGUUUGGGAAGACUGCUCCUUCAACCGCAGCAGGAGUGGGGUCUGCCGGCGGGGCAUCGGACAGUCUGUUCUCACAUGAAAGCAAUAUGACUCCUGAGGAACUGAAUCAGUUCAAGGCUAAGAGGUUCACUCUGGGCCAGAUUCCUUUAAAGCCUCCCCCAGCUGACAUGCUGGUGGUAUGAUGCUGCAGGAAAAAUUCACAGAUUUUUUUAAAUCAAGAGAUCAUUUUUAAAAAGUAAAGAUUUUUCUUCUGCAUAGCGCUUCUAUUUAAACCAAUUCAUUAUUCAAGUUUUUCAGAUAUGGCUGAUUAGUUUAUUCUACUAAUACUUAGGAUCGAUACUGGCAGGGAAAACUUUGAUUUAAGAUGUUUAUGCAAAGCUCGCUUCAUGUACAGGUGUACAACACAUAGUAAACAUUUUAGAUGAUGUAUUUUGUCACGAAAAGUUCUAUUUUCAAAUGAUUGUCUUUCAGGAUUGUUCUGAAUCAGUUUGCAAACUUUACCUUUUCCCAUUUGUUUAGAGGCGGAUAGUUAACGGGACCGUUGAUAAGCAGAGUUUCUGAAGGUUUAUAUGCAUGAUAAUGUGGAUCAAACAUAAUCUAUAAUUCAACAAAACAAUAAAAACAUGCCUUGAACUUGGUUGGAAGCUUUAAUCAGCACAAAAAGCAGCAUAAGGUCCAUAAUGUCUUCUUAACUAAAAAUACAUUUCACUGAAUGCUUCAUGGCAGAAUAAUAGAAUAUCUUCUGAUUGUUAAACUGUAAUUGUCCUGCAAUUAUACAAGUUGUAAUUGCACAAUUUGACCAGGAGAGUGUGACAGAAUACAAGCGUGAACAAAAAGAGCCUUUUAACGUUUUAGUGAAGCACGCACACUAGGCAAAUGUAAUUUGUUUGGACAUAUUCUUCUUCUUCUCCCUUUUGUAUGUGUUUGAACUCACAUUGUUAUGUGACACUGUUGUAACAACCGCACACCAGUCUAAAACCAUCAAUCCAAUCCAGCUUGCAGGCCUACAUCCACCAAAAGACAGGAAAGUGUGAUGUGUGCAUGGUUGACAGUGAGUGAGUAAGCUAUUCAAUACGUAUUCAUUAGGUGUUGAACACCCGCUGGGACCACAAGUAGAGGAAUAUGGCGACAAAGAGACAGCAAUAAGCUAUUCUGCUGCUAUAGGGGGCUAUGGCUCUGCUGACUGGAGCAUAUUUUCAGCUGACAGGGAGUUUGUGAUAUCAGCAAGAGGUGAAACUGAGCUGGAGCUGCCUCCCGUGUGUGUCUUGGUGCGAGUUUGUGUUUGUGCAAUCAUCCCAAGUCAAUAUCUCAUAGCUCGGGUCAAAUGCAUUGUGCAUAUAAGUUAUACAAUUAUGUGCAUGUAAAUGGCAACACAGCGUUCAUUAACUGCCAGCAACGGUGUGCAACAUAGUCAUUUUUUUCUCCUACUUCUCAGUCUGUCAGCAGUAACUUCCCACCCACCUCCUAAUAAUGUAUAAAUAAUUCAACAGAUUAAUAAACGAUUGAAAAAGAGACCUCAUGAAAAGGCACUUGCACGCUCUCUUCGGUGAAACUUGUGUAAACUGCCAUCUGG